Messenger RNA from Pseudovirgaria hyperparasitica, 1439 nucleotides. RefSeq lists its product as uncharacterized. The transcript is spliced from 3 exons. The coding region runs from base 362 to 1396 and encodes 344 amino acids. The record is from RefSeq and is a predicted model, not a curated record. Lineage: Eukaryota; Fungi; Ascomycota; Dothideomycetes; Acrospermales; Acrospermaceae.
GGAAAUUAUCAUGGCCAAGCAUGAUCUCGUUUACCUAUUGUUUCCCAGGAUUGGUCUACACGCCGGUAUACAACACUUGGCGCAUUGGAGCUGUGCUGCUGAUCAGCCCAGCCAAGCGUGGCGAUCUUUAAUUUUCGCUAGUUUUUGGGGUCCUAUCUCGGCAUAGGGUCUACAUCCCUUUUGAUCAUGGACCUGCAAGACAUAUAUCUGGGGCUGUGCGCAGAUAGUGCUGGGCUAGUCCAGGCGUUUACGUUUGUAUAUGAGCGCGUGCGGUGACUUUGUCACUAUUGUUAGAUCAGUGACCGGUUGAGCAUCUCAGUCAGUCAGAAAAACCAGUCCAAAUUCCCACCCGCUCGACGAGAUGGCUCCAAGGCGAGAGAGCAGCUUUGGUCUCGGAGAUUCGGAUGGUAGUACGAGCAACCAAUGUGUCGAGAAUCACGCAUUCGGUAGCAGUUAUUCUGUUGGAUGCGUCUCGAUAUUUGGAGUUACCCUUGCAUUGGAGCUGCUGGUGUUUUGCUUGUGGAUCUUCUACAGGAAACGGAUUCCAGAUUUGCUAUGGUACUUGUUCGGAAUAUCUUUAUUGUUUUCUAUCUUGAGCCAUAUAGGAGAGAUCAUCACGUAUACUCUGCUCGCAUGCGGAAUAUUCUAUCAUGAGGACAACUAUGACCAGAACUAUGGCGACGGGCUUGGGAAUUACUACAAGACAUAUGUCGCCAUCAUCUGGCUCUCGAGACUCUCCUAUGUCAUUCUAUUCGCCAUCAUCACAAUACCACUUCUCUCUGUCGUCCGUCAGGUAGCUGGUACGAGCUCCAGGGCUUUCAGGUGGAUGCAUGCUUCGCUUCUACUUGCAUACCUCCUCCUUACACUGACAUAUCUAGGAAUGCAGAGUGCCGUCAACGGGAAUCGCUUUGCUUGGGGAGGCAGACAGAGACAAGAGAUUGGCGAUGCAUAUUCGAAGAUAGGGAUAGCGACCAGAUUCAUCUUUUUCUUCAUGAGUGUUAGUGUAGCCGCAGAGUUGAUGAUAACGCUUGUUCGCAUCAAGAACCGCGGAAGUGCUCUUGGAACACUCCUGCUAUUUUCCAUGCUGUUUAUUUUGUUCCUCUGGCUCAAUACAGUAUCGACGGUUGCAUACGACAUAAAAUACGAUAUCAUGAAAUACUACAUACAGUACGAUCAAGACAGAUAUCUCGCAGAUGUGCAGGCAUUCGCAGGCAUUGGGACCAUCAGUGGUGUUUUCACCUUCAUCUUUCUUCUUCUUCUCGCUGGAGCGACCACUGCGAGCGCUACACAAGAUGCAGUACCUCACGCAGUGGGGAAGUCAGGCGACUCUAAGGACAACGAACAAGUUCUGGUGAGCGCAUCAGGACAACAACACACCAUGAUAGACCAUACAUGAAUGCGAAGAGAAAAUAAACAUGCGAAUAAAUGAUACUAUGGUC